Aspergillus oryzae RIB40 is the source of this 1194-nucleotide messenger RNA. RefSeq names its product tRNA (guanine(9)-N(1))-methyltransferase (gene trm10). Lineage: Eukaryota; Fungi; Ascomycota; Eurotiomycetes; Eurotiales; Aspergillaceae. Bases 1 to 1194 code for a protein of 397 amino acids. Gene Ontology annotation, molecular function: tRNA binding. The record is from RefSeq and is a predicted model, not a curated record. Gene Ontology annotation, cellular component: nucleus. The transcript has a single exon. Gene Ontology annotation, biological process: tRNA N1-guanine methylation.
AUGGAGGACGAGGAAAGGCCCAGGAAAUACCCAAAAUUGAGCAAUGACGAGGGGCAGGAGGGCUCGGAACCUACAAUGACUGGAGCUGUGGAAUCUGUUCCCCACGAGGACGCCGCGCAGCCCACUACGCAGAACGAUGUCGCAACAGUAGCGAAUGGUACCGAUGAUAAGCCAAAGGAUGGACAGCAAGCCGUGGAUGAAAGCAAAGAUGAUGCGCCCAAAGUAUCGAAGAGACAAUUGAAGAAACUCCGUCGCAGAGAACAGUGGGAUGCGCAGAAGGAACAGCGCAAGACUAUCCGAAAAGAAAAAACGGCCGCAAAGAAACAACGAAGACGCGAGGCAUUGAACCAGGCAAGGCAGGAAGGUGGUCAAGAAGCCGUAGACCGGCUUCUCCAGACGUGGCAGUCGAACCGGCAGAAGUUCAAGCAAUCGACUUUGCUACCGAUCACCCUCGUCAUGGACUGUGGCUACGAUGACUUGAUGCUAGAAAAGGAACGGAUUUCCCUCUCAUCACAGCUUACAAGGUCUUACUCCGAUAAUAGGGGAGCGCCCUUCCGUGCUCAUAUGGUGGUCUCCUCUUUCAAUAAAUUGCUCAAGGAGCGUUUCGAUACAACGCUAGCAAAGUCAUAUAAUAAUUGGCAAGGAAUCCGUUUCAUGGAAGAGGAUUUCGCGCAUGCUGCAGAACAGGCUAAGGAAUGGAUGAAGGAGCCUAAGGGAGGUCAGCUGGCAGGCAUGUUUGCUAACAAGACGGACGCAACGCCUGAAGACGGAGAGAUUGUGUACCUCAGCAGCGACAGCCCAAACACACUGACGGAAUUAAAGCCAUACAGUACAUACAUUAUCGGAGGGCUGGUGGACAAAAACCGUCAUAAAGCGAUUUGCUACAAAACGGCAGUGGAAAAGGGAAUCAAGACCGCUAAAUUACCCAUUGGGGAUUACAUUCAAAUGGCCUCGCGCCAAGUAUUGGCGACUAACCACGUUGUGGAGAUUAUGAUCCGAUGGCUGGAACUCGGAGAUUGGGGCGAAGCCUUCAUGAAAGUCAUUCCUCGGAGAAAGGGUGGUACAUUGAAGGACUCUGAGCGAGGCUCGGAAGAUCCAUCACAGGAAGGCGAUGUUGUCGACGCUGAUUCGGAUGAAGAACCGGGACCUGGUGAAAGAGAAGAUGAAGCUGCUGCUCCUCGCACCGACCCUUGA